AUGUCGUUGAGCCCCAAGCACACGACGCCCUUCUCCGUGUCCGACAUCCUGAGCCCCAUCGAGGAGACCUACAAAAAGUUCGGCGGCGGCGCUAUGGACGGCGCGCCGCCCGGCCUGGGGGCGUCCCUGGGCGCCGCCGCCGCCGCCGCCUACCGCGCGCCGCCGCCCGGCCCUUCCUCGCAGGGGGCGCCCGUGGCGGGUAUGCAGCCGCCGCACACCAUGGCGGGGCACAACGCGGCGGCGGCGGCGGCAGCGGCGGCGGCGGCGGCGGCGGCGGCCGCGGCCGCCACCUACCACAUGCCCCCGGGCGUCUCGCAGUUCCCGCACAGCGCCAUGGGCAGCUACUGCAACGGCGGCCUGGCCAACAUGGCCAACAUGGGCGACCUGCCGGCCUACACAGACGGCAUGCGGGGCGGCACGGCCGCCGCGGCCACCGGCUGGUACAGCGCCAACCCGGACCCGCGCUACUCCUCAAUUUCCAGGUUCAUGGGGCCGUCGGCGGGCGUCAACGUGGCGGGCAUGGGGUCUCUGACCGGCAUCGCGGACGCCGCCAAGUCGCUGGCACCCUUGCACACGACGGCGGCGGCGCCGCGAAGAAAGCGCCGCGUGCUCUUCUCGCAAGCGCAGGUCUACGAGCUGGAGCGGCGCUUCAAGCAGCAGAAGUACCUGUCGGCGCCCGAGCGUGAGCACCUGGCCAGCAUGAUCCACCUGACGCCGACGCAGGUCAAGAUCUGGUUCCAGAACCACCGCUACAAGAUGAAGCGGCAGGCCAAGGACAAGGCGGCGCAGCAGCUGCAGCAGGAGGGCGGCCUGGCCCCGCCGCCGCCGCCGUCCCCGCGCCGCGUGGCCGUGCCGGUGCUGGUCAAGGACGGCAAGCCGUGCCAGAACGGCGCUGGCACGCCGACGCCCGGCCAGGCCGGUCCGCAGCCGUCAGCCCCGACGCCCGCGCCCGAGCUCGAGGAGCUAUCGCCCAGCCCGCCCGCGCUGCACGGUCCGGGGGGCGGACUGGCGGCCCUGGACGCAGCCGCUGGGGACUACGGCGGCGGCGUGCUCGGCGCCAACCUGCUCUAUGGCAGGACGUGGUGA
This is a messenger RNA of Rhinolophus ferrumequinum (greater horseshoe bat), 1086 nucleotides long. RefSeq names its product NK2 homeobox 4 (gene NKX2-4). Gene Ontology annotation, cellular component: nucleus. The coding region runs from base 1 to 1086 and encodes 361 amino acids. The record is from RefSeq and is a predicted model, not a curated record. NCBI's taxonomy places the organism in Eukaryota, Metazoa, Chordata, Mammalia, Chiroptera, Rhinolophidae. Gene Ontology annotation, biological process: cell differentiation; regulation of transcription by RNA polymerase II. Gene Ontology annotation, molecular function: RNA polymerase II cis-regulatory region sequence-specific DNA binding; DNA-binding transcription factor activity, RNA polymerase II-specific. The transcript has 2 exons.